UGUUUCUUUCAAAUGAUUUGUCUUUUCGUGGAGUUCAUUAACAACUUGAGUCUGAUCACACUUGAUUAAUAGGGUUAGUUUUGUAAAGAAGUAAUUAACGGAUGUGUAAUUUUGAAUAAAAUAUUAUAUUAAGUGGCUACAAAUGUAUAGUUAAGGACGACAUAGGUAUUACUUUAGAGAGUAAAUUAAAAAGUUAACAAAACCUUGCUUGUGUGCUUGCUAGUUUCUAACCCAUGUAUCUUUGAUAGCUAAAAUAUCAUCACUUCCUUUGUUUCACAUGGCUAGCAGCAGCAACAUUAAAAUUCACGAACACAUCAAAGUUGUUCCUCCAUCAUCAAACCAAACAACCUCAAUCUCUCUCACUUUUUUCGACAUAUUUUGGCUAAGGUUCCAUCCAAUAGAAUACAUCUUAUUCUACACCCUCCCAAAUUCACAAUCAGACACUUCAUUCUUCUUUCAAACAAUUGUUCCAAAUCUUAAAUCUUCACUUUCUUUGACCCUCCAACACUUUCUUCCUUUAGCCGGUAACAUCGUUUGGGAUUUUGAAUCACAAAACCCAAAAAUACAAUACACACCAAAUGAUGGUGUUUCCUUGCUCAUUGCAGAGUCUGAUUUAGAUUUCAAUCAUGUCAUUGAAAACUCACCAAAAGAAGCUUAUUUGUCUCGUUCUUUUAUACCACAUUUGAAAUCAACAAAUUCUUUUGCUUCUAUUAUCUCACUCCAAAUAACUCUUUUUCCAAAACGUGGUUUUUCCAUUGGAAUAAGCACUCAUCAUGCUGUUCUUGAUGGAAAAUCUUCAAUCAUCUUCAUCAAAGCUUGGGCUUAUCUAUGCAACAAAACAUUUGAAACCGAAGAAUCACCAACUCUGUUGCAAGAGUUAAAACCUAUAUUCAACAGGGAAAUCAUCAAAGACCCAAAUGGAAAUAACUCAAUCAAGAUCUUAUCCAAGAAGUACCCAAGUCAAAAAAGAAAUGAAAGAAGCUUAAAGAAUUUCCAUUUUGAACCAAAACUCAAAGACUGUGUUCGCGCUACUUUUGAACUCAAACACGAAGAUUUGGAUAAGAUAAAGCAAAGGGUGUUAUCAACAUGGGAAACAUUCGAUACAAGAGAAUCAAAGCCACAAAAUAUAUCAUCGUUUGUCCUCGCUUGUGCUUAUUCGCUAGUUUGUCUUGCGAAAGCAAUCCACGAAGUUCAAAAUUAUAAAGAGAAGUUUGGUUUUGUGUUUGCUGUAGAUUGUAGGACAAGGUUAAAACCACCAAUAGCAAAUAACUAUAUUGGAAACUGUAUUUGGGGGCAUUUCAUUGAUGCACAACCGUUAGAUUUUAUAAAAGAAGAUGGUGUUUCUUUAGUUGCUAAAAGUAUUUAUGAGAAAAUAAAGAUGAUAAAUGAAAAGGGUUUUCUUGAAGAGGCUAUUGAUGAUGUGUAUAAUAAACAUAGUUGUUUGACAAGAGAAGGAUUUGAAAUAUUUGGAGUUGCAGGGUCUAAUAGAUUUGGUGUGUAUGACAUUGAUCUUGGUUGGGGAAAACCAACUAAGGUGGAAAUAGUGUCGAUUGAUAGAGGUUUAGCCAUUGGUUUGGCAGAGAGCAAAGAUGGAAGUGGUGGAGUUGAAGUUGGGCUUGUUCUUAAUAAACAUGUAAUGAAUUUCUUUAGCACUUUGUUUCAUGAAGGAUUAUGCACUCACUGAUUUUAGAAAGAAGGAACAACAAUUGUUGUCAAAAUCCCAAUUUAAAUCCUAAAAUUCAGGAUUUUGUAACUUUCUUCACUUUCAACAACUUAAAUCCAUAGUAGAAUCCCAAAAUAGGCAAAAUUCAUCGAUUUUGAUUGCGAUUU
This is a messenger RNA of Medicago truncatula (barrel medic), 1830 nucleotides long. RefSeq names its product phenolic glucoside malonyltransferase 1. The record is from RefSeq and is a predicted model, not a curated record. The coding region runs from base 278 to 1684 and encodes 468 amino acids. The transcript has 2 exons. NCBI's taxonomy places the organism in Eukaryota, Viridiplantae, Streptophyta, Magnoliopsida, Fabales, Fabaceae.